Gossypium arboreum is the source of this 1342-nucleotide messenger RNA. RefSeq names its product auxin-responsive protein IAA16. Lineage: Eukaryota; Viridiplantae; Streptophyta; Magnoliopsida; Malvales; Malvaceae. Gene Ontology annotation, molecular function: protein binding. The coding region runs from base 420 to 1046 and encodes 208 amino acids. Gene Ontology annotation, cellular component: nucleus. The transcript has 4 exons. Gene Ontology annotation, biological process: regulation of DNA-templated transcription. The record is from RefSeq and is a predicted model, not a curated record.
CACACAAUCAUAGCAUAUCUCUUCAUUGUCCUAACAGCAACACUGAAAGAAAAAAGUAGUACUCUCUGACUGAAAGUGAAGGGGUCGCGCCCGACCGGCAACCUCCCAGACUUUAAAGCACUCAAAAUCACACACAACACAAACACCCACACGCUUCCCGUCAUAUAAUUCCUGUCACCUUCCUACAUGGACAAAUCACAACCGCUGUUUUAAGAACACGUGUCUUCUCGUGAAUGGUUUUGCCUGUCAGAUUCUUCGCCUCCUUUUACGUAGUUAUUAUUAUUUAUAUAAACCCCGAAGGGCCAAAGCAAGCCGAACGUGUUGGUCCAAUAAUUUAGUGCAAAAACCAUCUUCUUUUUUCUGCUUUCUCGUAUAGCAGCCUGUUUUGAGAAACUUUUUUUUUUUGAGGAAAUUAGAAAAUGUCAUCGGAGAACGGGAAAAGGUUGCUGGAAACUGAUGCCGGCGGCUUGAAUUUUGAGGCUACCGAGCUGACUUUAGGGUUACCUGGAGAGCCUAGAGUAACAUCGGACGGUGGAGCUAAGUUGGGCAGUAAACGUGGAUUUUCGGAAACCGUUGAUCUUAAGUUGGGUGACAACAAUCAAGAGGUUAAGCUGGGUCACUCCCUCCAAGAAGCUGCCAAGUCUCCCGUUUCAAAGACACAAGUGGUGGGUUGGCCGCCGGUGAGAGGCUUUGCAAAGAGAGGAAAGAAGAGUUGCAAAUAUGUAAAAGUGGCGGUGGACGGUGCUCCAUAUUUAAGGAAAGUUGAUCUCGAGAUAUACAAUAGUUAUCAGCAGCUGUUAACCUCCCUUGAAGACAUGUUUUCAUGUUUCACCAUAAGAAACUAUUUGAACGAGAAGAAAAUAGACCAAGUGAAUGGAAUUGAGUAUAUGCCUACAUAUGAAGAUAAGGACGGAGAUUGGAUGUUGGUGGGAGAUGUUCCAUGGCAAAUGUUUGUUGAAUCUUGCAAACGCUUAAGGUUAAUGAAAAGUUCAGAGGCAGUAGGAUUAGGUCUAAAGACGGCUCCAAAAUAUUCAAGCACAAAUUAAAGAAAAAGAAGCCUUUUUAAUUCAAGCAUCCAAGAAAGAAAUCAAAAAGAAUUGUACAGAGGCUUUUUUGCUUUGUUUGAACUAUUUUUACCUGACGGGCAGGGUUUUUGACUAAGAUAUAGACUGCCAAAUUGCAAGAAACAUAAAAUAAAUAAGCUGUAAUUGUAGUGCAUUGAUGUUGUGGGCUUUUUUCUCCACAUUACUUAAAGUUAAUCAUCUCUUCUUCCUUUUUCAGUUGUCUCCUUUGUUUUCAUUUUUCUAAAUAAAAGGAUUAAUUUCAAACUUAAUCAUCAAAA